Messenger RNA from Colletotrichum godetiae, 951 nucleotides. Its product is annotated as scaffold protein Nfu/NifU N terminal-domain-containing protein. Gene Ontology annotation, molecular function: 4 iron, 4 sulfur cluster binding; iron ion binding. NCBI's taxonomy places the organism in Eukaryota, Fungi, Ascomycota, Sordariomycetes, Glomerellales, Glomerellaceae. The transcript has 2 exons. The record is from RefSeq and is a predicted model, not a curated record. Gene Ontology annotation, cellular component: mitochondrion. Gene Ontology annotation, biological process: iron-sulfur cluster assembly. Bases 1 to 951 code for a protein of 316 amino acids.
AUGUCAUCGUACAGAGCAACGAGGACGGCCCUCCGCGCCGUCGCGCGCACAUCGAGGCCCGCCACCAGACCCUCACAAUCGCGAUCCUUCGCCAGCGUCCACGCCCCCUCAAGCGCAGGCUUCCUACACCAGAACCACCAAACAUCACAACGCCGCCCGACAGCAACAACAAGCCGGCAACAGCAGCAGCAAAGACAAUCCCCCUUUGCCGCCCGCACCGGCGCCGUCCGCACAAUCUUCAUCCAGACCGAAAACACACCCAACCCAGACGCCGUCAAAUUCCUCCCGAACCACCGCAUCCUCCCCGACACCCUCUCCACCCCCUUCAUCGAGUACCUCAACCCCCGUUCGACCAUCGCGCCGCCCUACCCCUCCCCGCUCGCCGCCCAGCUCAUGAACAUUGACGGCGUCACCUCGGUCUUUUACGGCGUCGACUUCAUCACCGUCAACAAAUCCCCCGACGCGAACUGGGCGCACAUCCGCCCCGAAAUUUUCGCCCUCAUCACAGAGGCAAUCACCUCGGGCCAGACCAUCGUCACUGUCUCGGCGGACAAGGAGGGCGGCGCGGGCGCGGCGGCCGACGGCGGCGCCCCCGAGGAGCCCGACAGUCUCGCCUACGAUGAGAACGAUAGCGAGGUCGUCGGUAUGAUCAAGGAGCUGCUUGAGACGAGGAUACGGCCUGCUAUCCAGGAGGACGGUGGCGAUAUCGAGUUCCGCGGGUUCACGGACGAGGGUACUGUGCUGCUGAAGCUCCGCGGCGCGUGCCGGACGUGCGAUUCUAGCACCGUGACGUUGAAGAAUGGUAUCGAGAGCAUGUUGAUGCAUUAUAUCGAGGAGGUCAAGUCCGUCGAGCAGAUUCUCGAUCAAGAGGAGGAAAUCGCCAACCUAGAGUUUGCAAAGUUUGAGGAGAAGCUCAAGUCCCAAAAGGGACCCGAGGCGACCGCUGCAUAG